AUGGCCGGCGGGACUCGUCGAGCUGCAGCGACCAACGUGAUUCUCUUAGAUGACGAAGAUGACGAUAACGAGGAUGACAAUAACGUGGAUGGCGUUGACGAGGAUGAGAUUGACGUGGUGGAAUGGCGCGGUGGCGUGAAGGAUACGCGAUCGUUGAGGACAAGGCGAGUGGAGAAGCCGUUGGGGAAUGAUAGAGCGGCAAGACGAGCGCCAGGACGGUUGGCUAAGGGAAAGGGGAAGGUCGAGGAGGUAGAGGAGGUAGAGGAGGUGGAGGAGGAGGAUGAGUGCGUGGAAGUAGCAUCAGGCGCGGGACGCGCUAAAAGCAGUCUCGUUACUAAUGGAUGCAGUGCUGCAGGCGCGAAUGCGAAGAGAGGAACGAAGCGGGACCGAGAGGAAAGUGGCGAAGCUUCAAAGAAGCUUCCACCCUUGUCGGGGUUUCAAGCGCAGCGCAUCCGGGCAACGAUGCAAGGCCGUGGGUGUCAGCCCAUGGGCCGGCCGGCAGAUUACGUCCCUUCCCUCCGCGCCGCCGCCCUCCUUCCUCCUCACAACAAAGCACCUCCUUCUCAUCAUGCCACCACCAGCACCAGCAACAGCCAGCAACGUGUUGGUGGUGGUGGUGGUGCCACCUCUUACUCUCUCGCCAACCAAAGGGAGCCACGAAAGCGUGGGGCCGUUGAUGCUGAUCCUGACACGCUGCAGUGCGAUCUGAGCCGUCGGUCGGCCGGAGCUGCGCGCGACCACACGGAUGGCAGCGAAGGGGGGUUGGAUGCACUGUGGCAGGGCCUAGUGAGCGAUGCACCCUUGCACACACGCGGGGAUGCACAUGCACAUGCACAUGCACCUGAUGCUGCUGCUGCUGAGGGGACUCGUGGUGCUCGUGCUCGUGCAGAGGGUGCUGGAAGUCGAAUACCUGCUGCUGCUGCUGCUGCUGCUGCUGCUGCUGCUGCUGCUGCUGCUGUUAAAAUCCCCGUGUGCAGAGCCCGUGGCAUUGCUGAUACAAGUGGUAGGGGUGAGAGAGGUGGUGGUGGUGAUGAAGGUGCGAGUGACAGAUGUGAAAGAGGAGAUAGAGGUGGAAGAGAUGGAUGGGGUGGCCUGGGUGGGUUGGCGAAGCUGAAGGGUGUAACGAAUGCAAAGGCAGCAGCAGAAAGGCCGUUGGGUAAAGGCGAGCUGGAAGGCAGAGCACCGCGAGGGAGGGAAGCUGGAGGGAGAGAGGGUGGGGGCGACACUGUUGGGAGAUGCGGCAGACGGGAACAAGUGCGGCAGGCCAGAGAUGAGCCCGAGGCACAUGGGCGUGGUGGAGCCCGGGAGAGUGUUCUUGAGAAGCCUCAGAAAGGGGCGGAAGUCGAGACUCUGGGCAGGAAGCGUGAUAGGGUUACCAGUGGAGGCGGGUCUGAACGGGCACGUGGAGAUGACUUGUCGGGUGGGGCGAUAUCGGACAGGGGGUCGUUGAGGGAGGCCACUGGAGAGGAUGUGCUGGCAGGUGCGCCAGCCGGAGGGCUGAGGCAACGGCAGGGAAUCGGUGGUGCUGAAAGGGGUGGAGAAGGGAAUGCCGAAGUCUGUGAGGGAAAGGGUGGAAGAGAGGUGGGUAGGAGAGGGGGUGUUGUGGUAGGAGGAGGCGUUGUGAGACGGGGUUCUGUGAGAGUUGGUGGUGGAGGAAGUGGGGGCGCAGAGAGACGGGAUGGGGAGAGAGAGGGUAGUGGGCAGGACGAUUUGUUUAUGAAGAGGGGGGAGGAGAGUGGGAUGCAAGUGGCGAGCAGGCGCGGUGUGAGUGGGCGCGUGCAGAGCGGCGGGCUGUUGGAGAUGUUUGGCGUGGCGGAGGUGGUGCCUUCCUCCAGUGCUGAGGCGUCUGAGGAUGGGAGUAGUGGGGAGGACGGGGAGGAGGAUGUGGUGGAGGUGGAGGUGGUGGAGGAGGGUGAAGAAGAGAAAGGAGAGGAAGGGGAAGAGGAGGAAGAGGAAGAGGAAGAGGAGGAGGAAGUGGAGGAGGAAGGGGAAGAGGAGGAGGUCAGAAGGGUUGUGAGGGAUGGAGAGAGAAGAGAUGGAAGGAAGGGGGGCGAUAAAGAGCACAGUGGGCGUGGGAGUGGUAAGGGAAGGGAGGUGGAGGGAGGUUGCACGGACAAGGAGCGGGCCAAGCAGGACGCGCAGCAGGAAUGGGGGAACUGGGAAGAGAUGCGGCAGCAGCAGCCCAAGCCGCAGCCCCAGCAGCGCAAGCAGCAGCAGCCCCAGCAGCCCGAGCGGGAGCAGCGCACUGCGUUUCUGCAAGCAUGGGUUGCGCUGGCGCGCACGGCAGAACCUGCUGCCAUCGAUCAGAGUGUGCAGGAGUUCAGGGCGAGGAAACAGCAACCCUCUGCUCUCCCUGCUGCGCCCUCUGCAUCGCUCUCCACCCCUGUGUCCUCUCCUGUGCCGCUUGUACCUUCCGUGCCCCUCGCAUCUCCCCCGCCUCCUGCUCCUCCUGCUCCUCGUGAUCCUCCAGCUGCUUCUGCUUGUGCUACUGCUGCUGCUUCUCCAGUUGCUCCUCCCGUCGCUGCUGCUGCUGCAACCCGUGCAGCGCAGAACCGCAGGAGGGCAGCGGCGCUGCUGGCAGCAGCGCAGAGGAAGUGGCUGGCGGAGUGUCGGCAGCAGUUUGAGGCGUUUGUGUUUCCGGCGACGGGCACGGACAGCGUGACGGUGCGGUGGGAGGAUGUGGAACGACUGAAACCAGAGGAGUUUCUGAACGAUACUCUUAUUGACUUUUUCCUCAAGCAUCUGAAGGUGCAGGCCAUGGAGCAGCGCCGCAUCGCCUGCUCCCUUGCUGCACCCGACCAAGCACUGCCUCCACCACCGCCGCCAGCAGCAGCAGCAGCAGCCGCGGCAGCAGGUGAGGGGAGCAGCAGUGGUGUGGGCGCAGGCAGGGAUGGAAGCAAGGAGGUACCAGCGGCGGCACGAGAGAAGCCCGGCAGCACCACCACUGCUGGCACCAAGGCAGGUGGGGCACGGGAGCCCCCUCCCUCAGUGCAUUUCUUCAACAGCUUCUUUUUCAAGAUGCUUAUCGGUGGGGAGAAGGACGACCCCUUUCUUUCCACCCAUGCCUCUGCUGCUGCCGCCACACGUGCUGCUGCCGAUGCUGCCGCUGCAGCGGUGGAGGCAGCAAGGAGGGGUAGAGGGGGGGAGGAGGAGGGGAAGGCGGCGCACUGGCGGGUGCGCAAGUGGACCAAGGGGGUCAACCUUUUCGCCUGUGAUUUCGUCUUCAUCCCUGUCAACCUCAGACGCAGUGAUGAAUCAUGCAUUAUGUGGGGCUACACCUCAUCGCCCAAGCCUCCUGUUUCUCCCCAGCCAGCCUCUGUUGCCCCUGCUUCCUCAUCGCCUACCGAUGAGCCUUUUCCAUCUCCGCCCCAUGAUCCACCUCCCACAUCCUCGUCUCACCACCCUGGCCCUGCUGCAACCUCUGUGCACGAGGCUGCUGCUCCCACACCCCCCGGCCACGAGGCAAUGCCAUGCAUUCUGCAUUUUGACUCGCUACCCGGGCUGCACCUGGAUGUGGAGGAGGCCGUGCGCACGUACCUACAGGAGGAGUACCUCGUGCGCCACAAGGUGCUUGUCACACCAGCGCUGAGAAAAGCCUUCAUCCGCCUGCCUGUGUUUCGCCCCAAGGUCCCCCAACAGCCGAAUCUGAGUGACUGCGGGGUUUUCCUAUUGCUCUACGCACAGGAGCUGCUCUCCCACAUGCCACUCACAGUCUGUUGCGCGCCUGCCUGCGACCAGUGCAAGCAAGUGCUGUCCUUCCCCUGGCUGACGCCCGACUCAGCGAAGCCCAUGCGGGCCGCCAUCCGGCGCACGGUGCUGCUGCGAGCCGGGCUGGGGGAGCUGGUGGGGCGCGAACCGCAACGAGAGGAGGCUGUGGUGGGGCGGGAGAAGCAGGGUGGGAGGGAGGAGGGGAGGGAGAUGCAAAGGGAUGGAAGGGAGGAGGAGAAGGAGGAGGGGGAGAGGGAAGGAAGGGACAACGAGGGGAGGGGGCUUGGGGUGGGUCGAGUGGGAGGGAUGGUAGGGCUGUUGGCGAAGGAGAUCCGCAGUGUGGAGGGAGAAGGGGGGAGAGGGGAGGGUGCGGAUGGGAGUGUGGCAGGACGGGCAGAGGGGCAGAAAAAGGGAACACACGAUAAGGGCCAGGAGCAGCAGCAGGAGCAGAAUAGGCGCGUGACUCGAAGUCGCAGCUUGCAUGCCAUCAUGUCGAGCCAGGAAGGAAACCCGUCGGUCAUUGCGCUGCCUGACAACGGAGGCCCUUUGAAGCAGAGCAGGGUUGGUGGGAAGAGGGAGAGGCUCCUGCACACUGUGUUAGAGGAGGGCGGGAAGGAGGAGGAGAGGGAGGAGGGGGAUGUGGUGGAGGUGACAGCGGCAGUGGGGAAGAGGGGCCGGGUGGGACCCGCGGGGAAUGGCGGCAAGGGGUGGGCGGAUGGGGGUGGGAAAGAAGAGAGGGAUGGGCAUAGAGGACAUGUUUCUCGGAGCUGGUUGUCUGACUUGCUGGAUGAGGUUGAUAUGGAGGAGGCUAUGGCGGAGGAAUUGGAGGAGGCAUUGGAGGAGGGGAGAGGAGGGAAGGGAGGAGAGGUGGAGAAAGGAGGGAAGGGAGGAGUGGAGGAAAUAGGAGGGAAGGGAGGGGAGGAGGGAAAAGGAGGAAAGGGAGGGGAGGAGGGAGAAGGAGGGAAAGGACGGGAGGUGGAGAAAGGAGGGAAGGGAGGGGAGGAGGAGAAUAGGGGAAAGGGACGAAUAGAGACUAAAGGAGGGAAGGGAGAGGAGGAGGAGGAAGGAGGGAAGGGAGGGGAGCAGGAGAAAGGAAGAAAGGGAGGGGAGGAGGAGAAAGGAGGGAAGGGAGGGGAGAGGAUGGUGAAACAGAAAGAAGAGAAGAAUGAAGAGGGGAUGGAGGAGAAGAGUCAGAGGAAGGCGGGGAGGACGGAAAAGGAGGCGGCAGUGGAAGAGAAAGGGAACUUGAGAAGUGAGGGGGAGGCAGGGAGGAGAGGCGACGGUCAGUGGGGGGAGGGAAGGAGGAAGGUGGAAGGGGUUCGAAUGGGAGAGAAGAUGGAGGAGGGGAAGGGGGGCAAACAGAUGAGGUGUGUGAAGGAAGUGAGUAACGCAGAGGUGGAAGAGGUGGGCAUUGUAGAGGAAAGAGAAGUGAAGGAAGUGGGGAGGAGCGUACGAGAUGUAUGUGGAGAAGGGGAGGAAGUGAAGGAGGAGGGGCGUAUGGAAGAGGUGGGGUUGAGGGAUGGCGAGCAGGAGCGGGUCCCAAGGGGACACAGCAGAGAGGAGGAGAUGGGGGAGGAGGGAGGACAGCAAGUGACAGGCGAGGCGCAGGGAGAAAGCGGCAGAUGUAAGGAGUUGUCUAAGGUUCGAGUUAAUGCAGGGCAUGAGGUGGCAUGUGGGGAGCAUGAGCUGGCAUGUGAAGGGCAUGUGCUGGCACGUGAAGGGCAUGAGCUGGCACGUGAAGGGCAUGAGCUGGCACGUUAUGUGUUGAUGAGUGAUUCACCCGACGAUGAUGAUGACGCUGCUGCUGCUCUUCCUCCUCCGCCUCCUCCUGUUGCCGCUGCUUCGGCUGCCACUGCUGCUGCUGACGAUGGCAAUGGUGGUAAUGGCUUUGCUGCUAGCAAGGCGUGUGGUGGCACCGGUGUUACUGCUUACAAGCGGCGUGGCGGGCUGGGGGACGAACAUGCUGCUGUAGCAAGGAAGCCUGGUGAGGGUGGGAAGGCAUGUGGUGGUGCUGGUGUGGUUGCUACUGCUGCGGCUGCUAGUGACGAUGGCAAAGGUGGUAACGGUGCUGCUGCUAGCAAGGCGUGUGGUGGCAGCGGUGUGAUUGCUGGUAGCACCGGUGCUAUUGCUUACACGCGGCGUGGUGGGCUGGGGGGCGAGCACGCUGCUGCUAGCAACGGUCGUGUUGCUGUAGCAAGGAAGCAUGGUCGGGGUGGCAAGGCAUGUGGCGGUGGUGUGGCUGCCACGAGUGCUGCUGAGGGCUCGCAGGUUGCUGCUACAGCUGCAGCUGCAGCAGCUGGUGUUAGGCAUGCCUUUAGAGACGCAACGGUCGAAGUGAUUAGGCUUGUUGCCCCGGAUGCACCCAUGGAUGCAAUAAGACAUGCUGCUAUAGGUGCUGCUACAGGUGCUGCUACAGGUGCUGCUUCAGGUGCAGCCGCAGCAAAAGGAGCAAGUGGCAAUGCCGAAGCAGUGACGAGAGAACGGAUAAGAGAAGGGAUGAGAGAACGGACAAGAGAACAAAGGGGAGAAGGGACGAGAGAAGAGAUGAGAGAAGAGAGGAAAGAAGAGAGGGGAGACAGAGCAGGAGAAGAGAUGAGAGACGGGACGAGAGAAGGGGCAAGAGGUAGGAGAGAAGGAAAACGGUUGAAGAUUGAUCAAGGGGCAGAUGAAGCAGGAAGGGAGGAAGAGGAACCCGAGGGAAAGAAGCAAUGGGAAGAGGAGAGAGAACAGAGGGAAGAGGAGGAGGGUGUAGCAGGUGCAGUUUGCAACAGUGACUCGCCGCUAGGUGGAGCUGAUAAGGACGAUGGGGGAGAGGGAGGGGAAGAGGGUGAUGGGGAAAGUAAGGGCGGGCAAGGGGGUGGAGGGGUGUGUGGGAGCAGUGAGGGCGGUAAGUGGGAUGAUGCGUCUGUGGUUUGCAUCAGCGACUCUCCUGAGGAGCAGGCGGACGAGGAGGGGGGAGAGGGAGAGGAGGAGGGAGAGGAGGAGGAAGAGGAGGGAGAGGGGGAGCAAGAGGAGGGGAGGGGUCAAGAGGAGGAGGAGGACGAGGAGAAGGAGGGGGGGGAGUUGGAGGAGGAGGAGGAGGAGGACGAGGAGAAGGAGGGGGGGGAGUUGGAGGAGGAGGAGGAGGAGGAGGAGGAGGAGGAGGAGGAGGAGGAGGAGGAGGAGGAGGAGGAGGAGGAGGAGGAGGAGGAGGAGGAGGAGGAGGAGGAGGAAGAGGAGGAGGAGGAGGAGGAGGAGGAGGAGGAGGGGAAGGGGGCGAAGGCAAAGGGGAUUGGUGGUAGGGAUCAGCAGCAUGCUGAUUCAGGCACCGCUUCAGGUGCCGCUACAGGUGCGGCCGCAGCAAAGGGAGCAAGUAGCAAUGCUGAAGCUGCUGCUACCGUCAGACGGGGAGGUAGGAGAGAAGGGAUGAAAGAAGGGAUGAGAGAAGGGAGGAGAGAAGGGAGGAGAGAAGGGAGGAGAGAAGGGACAAGAGAAAGGACGAGAGAAGGGACAAGAGAAGGGACGACAGAAGGGGCGAGAGAAGGGACAAAAGAAGGGACGAGAGAAAGAAGGAGAAAAGGGAAACGGUUGAAGAUUAAUCAAGAGGCAGAUGAAGCAGGAAGGGAGGAAGAGGAACCAGAGGGAAAGAAGCAACGGGAAGAGGAGAGAGAAAAGAGGGAAGAGGAGGGAGAAAAGAGGGAAGAGGAGGAGGGUAUGGCAGGUGCAGCUUGCGGCACUGACUCACGGCUGGCACAUAGUGCAGCUGAUAAGGGCGAUGGGGUGGAGGGGGGAGAGGGAGGGGAAGAGGGUGAUGGGGAAAGUGAGGGCGGGCGAGGGGGUGGAGGGGUGUGUGGGAGCAGUGAGGGCGGUAAGUGGGAUGAUGCGUCUGUAGUUUGCAUCAGUGACUCUCCUGAGGAGCAGGCGGAGGAGGAGUGGGAGGAGCAGGAGGAGGGGAAGGAGGAGGAGGAGCAGGAGGAAGAGGAGGAGCAGGAGGAGGGAAAUGAGGAGGAGCAGGAGAAAGAGGAGGGGAAGGAGCAGGAGGAGGAGGAAGAAGAGCAGGAGGAGAAGGCGGGGAAGGAGAAAGGGAAGGUGGUAGGGAAGGAGGAGGGGAAGGAGAGGGGGAGGGAGGAGCGGAGGGGGAAGCGGAAGGGGGUCGGUGGUAGGGACCGGCAGGGUGCGAGGGACAUGUGGGGCGAUCUGGACUUGCGCAGUGGCUUGGACUCUGCGACUGGGCUGCUGUCCUCACUGCAGAAAGGGGUUGCGACUAAGGUACCUAAGGGAGGUGAAGGGGUACCUAGGGCACGGGGGGAACCUAGGGGAACAAGAUUCGUGAGGAAAGAGGGGCACGAUGGGGAGGAUGGGAAGGGCAGCAGAGAGGCAAGGCGUAAGGGAGGAAGGAUUGAGGUUCCGAAGGGAGUGGGGCGGGCAGGAGGACGAGCAAGGAGGCGGGGUAGAAUGCAGGAGGGCGAUGAAGACGUGGAAAUAGUUGGCGUGGGUAUGAGUGGGGGGAUGGGUGGGCGCACUGCUGGGAAGGAGUUAGAUGAGGAUUGCGAUGUGGUGGGCUGCAAGGGGAGGAGGGAGGAUGGAGUGAGGGAGGGGACAGGUGCUGAGAUUUUUUAUGAAGAAGGGGAGGAUGAGAUAGAAGUGGAGGAAGAGGGAAAGGAGGUUGAGGGAAUAACAGGGCAGGGGCAGGGAUGGAAGGGUGGAGAGUGGGAGAGGGCGGAUGCGGGGGCCAUAGUGAGGGGGGUGGAUGCAGCAGAGAGGAAGGGGGCGCCGACUCGCUUGGCCGGGCAGCUUGGGAAGGGAGUAGGUUGCAUGGGCGCAGGAGAGGGGGGGUGUGAUGUGGGUGUGGUGGAUGGGGUGAGUGGAACGAGUGUGGGGGAGGAAUCGGAGGACGAGGAAGGUGAAGUGAGAGAGGGUGAGGAAGAGGAGGAGGUUAAAGAAGUGGUGUCAGAGAAAGGGGAGAGAGGGGAAAGUGCCCAAGAGGAGGAGGAAGAAGCAGAGGAUGAUGAGGAGCUGGGGGGACGGGAUGAGUGGAGGGAAGAGGAGAGCGAGGAGGAGAUGGGAGAGGAGAGAGAGGAGGGAGACGAGGGAGAAGAGCAAGAGGAGGGUGAGAAGGGAGAGGAGGGAGAGGAGCGAGAGGAGGGAGAAGAGGGAGGGCAAAGAAAGGAGGGAGAGAAGGGAGAGAAGAAAGGGAUGAGAGGAGUGAAAAGAGGGUGGGUGGAGGGUGGCAAGGAGAGCACGUUUGUGGUUCAGAGUGGGGCUUACAAUGGGCAGGCGAAGCACAGGGAGGUGAGGGCGAUGGAGCAGCGGAAAUGCCACCAUGCUGAACGGGCAUCCGUGCAGCGCAUGCAGGCAGGGGCACAUGGGGCAAGGCAGGCCGUGUGCCAAGGGGAGGAGGCGCAGGGAGGGGAGGAAGGACGGGGAGGAGAGGAGGGGCGGGGAGAAGGGGAGGAGGGGCGGGGAGAAGGGGAGGCGAAGACAAGUGGAGAUGUGGUGGAGGUGGCAAGCACACAUGCGAUUACCCUCAGCAGCAGUAGUAGUAGUAGUGAUGGGCGCGCGGGGCGUGGGGAGCGUGAGGAGAGUGAGGAGGCAGUGGCGAGCCAAGAGAGCAGAGGAGAGCACGGCAGCAGCUGCAGCUCUGACUCCGAAUCUUCGAGGGAUGAACGGAGAGUGGGGGACGACAGGAGGUGUAGGGUGGUGGAAGGGAGGGAGGCAGAGGGUAGGAGCGGCAGGGAGGAAGGGAGGCAUGUGACAAGUCCAAAGGAGAGGUGGAGACGUGAGAAGCAGGGCAAAGGCAUGGCAGCGGGAGGUAUUGCCAGGCGGAGAAAGGUGCAACAGUUACAGCAGCAGCAGUUGAGGGAGAGGGAGCUGAGGGAGAUGCAGGAAAAGGGAAAGCGAGUGCGCUCACAGGGAGGGUCGCAGCUGCUCUUGUCACCUCGUGAAUUUCAGUCCCCUUCGCUUGUAUCCUUUGGCAUGCAGUCGCUCUCCCUUCAAUCACCUGCGCCUGUGCACGUGUCACACCCUGUACAGUCACAUGUACCCAGUGAUCACCCCUCUCACCCCCCUCACCCCUUGCACCCUCCUCUCUCUUCUCACCCCGCGCAUCGCCCUCACCCCACUGCUGCUACGUCGGAGCCGCGGCGGUCGUCACGGGUGAGCAAGAGGGACGAGCAGAAGCAGCAGCGGCUGGCAGAGAGGCGGCGAGAAAUGGGCGAGGAUCGCAGCCUCACCUUCCUCUCGCCAACCACCCCGUCUCUCGUCGCCAUGGCGCACGGCGGCCCGCGUUCCGCCCUUCAAGCUGGCCUCGCCGCGGUCCUUGCUGGCCUCGUGUCUCUCGCACUCGUCGCGGAAACUAGCGCCUCGACGCAGUACGACACGAUUAUAAAAUUCCAGGGGAAGGCAUUGACUGACUCCGCUCGCUUUUUUUUCUACAAUAGUCCGUGCAAAAAUGUCGCGUGGCGGUACGACACGUUAACCCCAAUCAACGCGAGCAUCCAGUGGGGCAACGUGGCGAACGUCAACCAGCUAAAUCUCAAGUGCAGCAGCAUCGCCUUCCACCCCGUCACGGACUGCAAGGGGGAUUCUUACGUGACGUACCAGCGCCCUCAGCCCAUCACCUCGAAGUCCUUCACCAACUGGACCCUCGCGACAGGCAAGGACUUGCCAGCGUCGAUGAAAUGCUGGACGGGCUGCGAGCGCUGCGGGACAGCCAUGUGCGCGUUGGUGGACGGCAAGAAGGAGUGUGUGUGCCCCACGUCCCAAGUCUUUGACGCCGCUGCAAUGCAGUGCCGUGCGCUUUGA
Closterium sp. NIES-65 is the source of this 10491-nucleotide messenger RNA. The record is from the annotation of a GenBank genome assembly. NCBI's taxonomy places the organism in Eukaryota, Viridiplantae, Streptophyta, Zygnematophyceae, Desmidiales, Closteriaceae.